AUGCGUCUGUUCAACAUUCUCCUGGCCGCAACGGCACUGGCCACUGGAUCUGAUGCUCGCCCUAUGAAGGUGCCCACACAAGACAUUGCUCGCAAACGAGAUGCAGAUUUUGAAAGCGUGCGAACUCGCCUCACCAAAGACUACAGCGGCAAGCGUGGCGAUCCGAAGGACAAGUACUUCCACGAAUCAACAUUCCACCCCCACAUGGACGGUCGAUUUGGUGACAGAGUCCUGAGCUAUGAUGACCGUCGUUCAAAUCUCACCACACUCAUGCAAACAUACCUCUCGACCAUGAACGAUAUUGGAGCAGAAACUUGGAUCAUGCACGGAAGUCUUCUUGGAUGGUUCUGGAACAGGAAGAUCAUGCCUUGGGACUCGGAUGUUGAUGUUCAGAUGACCGAAAAGUCGAUGGAGCACUUGAGUGACUUCUACAACAUGACCGUUCACCACUACAAGCUGCCCGACUUCCCCGAAGGCCGCGACUACAUGCUCGAGAUCAACCCACAUUGGAGAAACUUCAGCACGACUGAUAGACUCAACGUUAUUGACGCUCGCUGGAUUGACAUGAGCAACGGCCUGUUUAUUGACAUCACCACACUGCACCGCAACACGACUGCUGAAGCCCUAGGCAUCGAGGGAGCCAUGAUGUGCAAAGACAGGCAUCACUUCAACUUCACCGACAUCUUCCCUCUGCGCGAGAGUGUGUUUGAGAACACCCCUGUCAAGGUCCCGUACGCCUACACCGACCUUCUUGCAGAAGAGUACGGCUCCAAGGCCUUGGUCAAGACAACAUUCGAGAAUCACCACUUUGACCAGCAAAAGAUGGAAUGGAUUCCUCUCACCAAUCCAACGACUCUCAAUGGAGCGACCGGUGGUGGCAGGCCCAACAACAAGGUCAUCUACACACAUAAAGGUAGACCCGUCGGCGGCUCGGCUACACCAAACACACCAGCAGUCAAUGUCGACGCUUCUGCUGUACAAGGCCAACCUCGACCCAACCAACCGAUCACACAUCCUCAUAACCUGGCCCCGUUACCACCUUCGUGA
Aureobasidium vineae is the source of this 1047-nucleotide messenger RNA. Lineage: Eukaryota; Fungi; Ascomycota; Dothideomycetes; Dothideales; Saccotheciaceae. The record is from the annotation of a GenBank genome assembly.